GUUCAUGGACGUAGCACUUGAACAAUGUUUAAAUAAUUCUCAAUUUAUUCUAAAUUGAUUACUGAACCAUGGUCGUGAAUCAAUGUAAAUAAUUUAAGUGGAUAUUUAUUUAUAUUUUAAAUGUAUCGACUGUAAAUUCAGUCCUCUGAUUACAAAAAAAAUGGCAGAAGAAGGAAAGAAGAUUUCCUUUGGCUUCGCGAAGUCUCUUAAAAAACCUGCUUUAAAGAGUAUCGUGCCACAGGAACAAAAAAAGAUCGAUUACAUCGAGUGUCUCGAUGAGAAAAAUAUUAAAGUAAUAGGUAAAGAAGAGAAGAAGGAUGAACCUCUUAUUAUACCUCUACUGGGUUCUAAAACCUGGCACGAUAGGAUUGUCAACAAAAUUGACGCAGACAUUUUUGAACCUAAAGCGAUUAAGGAGGAACCGGUAGAUAUUAAGCAGGAAGAACUGCCAGAGUUGACAAAUGGAAACACAUUGUCAAAAGAUAGUGUAGUAAUCAAGCAGGAAUCUGGAGAGAAUAAUGAAAAUGAAGUUACUUUAGAGGAGCAAGCAGCUAAAGAAAUUAUCGAAGAACUUAAAUCUAACGAGAAACAACAAACUAAAACAAAUUCUUUGACUUUGCCAGUAGUAGAAGAUCAAUCAUUAAGAGGCAAAGAACAGUCUUCGUUAGAAGAUUAUGAAAAAAUUCCUGUAGAUGCUUUUGGAGUAGCAAUGUUACGAGGAAUGGGUUGGCAACCUGGAAAAGGCAUUGGGAAAAAUGAAAAGCUUGUGGCCGCUGUUAUACCAGAAUUACGUCCAAAAGGCAUGGGCCUUGGAGCUGAUAAAGUAACAUCUCAAAAAAACAGUAAAGAUUCUAAAAAACCGGACGAAGAACUCAAAAUUGAGAAGGGAACUUUCGUAAAAAUCAUAGCCGGAAAACAAAGCAAUAAUUAUGGUCAGAUAGAAGGAUUCGAUGACGACGCGGGAAGACUUAUAAUAAAACUGGCUCUGGGAGGAAAUUCUAUAUCCGUCAAUGAAUUCAUGGUGCAGCCAGUCACUAAAUCGGAGUAUUCGAAAAAUGCAAAAGUUCUAAAUACGAAGAAAUAUGAAGAGUAUAAAGAUAAAGAAUCUAAGGAACUCAAGCAUAAAGCAGUUAAAAAGAAACGAUCUUCUUCCGAACAUUCUGAAAGUAGCGACGACGAUGACAGACCUAAUGUUGAUGGAAAAAGAAAGAAAAGUACUAAACAAGAAAAGGACAAACAUAAUAAAAUAGAUGACAAAAAAUCGAAAAGUCGCAAAAGAUACUCGGAAUCCGUGAGUGAUGACGAUGGCACUAGCGAUCAUGGAAAAAAGAAGAAAAAAGAUAGAAGCAGAUCCAGUAGCAGUGAUUCGCACGAAUUAAAAAAAGCGAAAAAGUCUAAGAAGUCAAAAAAACACAAAAAACAAGACAGUUCACCGGAAAGAGCAAGCAAAAAACACAAGAAAAAAGAAGAUCAAGAUCUCGAUCUUCCAACAAACGAUAACACUUUUCGGGAAUGUACUCUAUUAUUUUACUUUCGCGAUGAAUUGUACAAUUUUGUUUAUACACAUUUUGUAAUAAAACUUAUUUUUACAAAAUUAUAUUUUCUUUCUUACCCUUAG
Molecule: messenger RNA, 1618 nt
Organism: Colletes gigas
Lineage: Eukaryota; Metazoa; Arthropoda; Insecta; Hymenoptera; Colletidae
Product: G-patch domain and KOW motifs-containing protein-like
Exons: 6
Coding region: 161-1618 (485 amino acids)
Biological process (GO): mRNA splicing, via spliceosome
Cellular component (GO): spliceosomal complex
Molecular function (GO): nucleic acid binding
Source: RefSeq, a predicted model, not a curated record